AUGUCCUGCUUCGCUUGGAGUAGCGAUGAAGAAGCCAUGGUCGCUGCCAGCGGUUCCACCAGCGCAGCGCCGUUGCCGACACUUACGUGCACCACAGAGAGUGUCAAGAUUCUCGUGACACUGUUAAGUUGCCUAGCGCAUGACCGACGGGGUCUGCUCUUCACUGCGCACUCCAAGCGCAAGUCCCUGCAGAUCAAGACGUCAAUCGGAUGA
Messenger RNA from Phytophthora nicotianae INRA-310, 213 nucleotides. RefSeq lists its product as hypothetical. The coding region runs from base 1 to 213 and encodes 70 amino acids. Lineage: Eukaryota; Oomycota; Peronosporomycetes; Peronosporales; Peronosporaceae. The record is from RefSeq and is a predicted model, not a curated record. The transcript is spliced from 2 exons.